Molecule: messenger RNA, 1952 nt
Organism: Diabrotica balteata
Lineage: Eukaryota; Metazoa; Arthropoda; Insecta; Coleoptera; Chrysomelidae
Source: the annotation of a GenBank genome assembly
GAUUAAAAUCCCUCCUAUGAUCCAAAACAAACGUUGAUAAGAAAAAUUUAAUAAUAAAAAUGUGCUUGCUCUAAAUAAAAAUAAGUGAAAUUAUUUUUCUUAGUGAACAAUGUCUCGUUAUAAAUCAGAUCCGGAUAUAUCGGAAUACGAGUCCCCGAGGUGUUGCACAAAAGUUCUACAUUACACUUGGAAAACAAUAACGUGCUUAUUUUCGCACGUGUUUCUAAUAUCACUGGUAGUGUCAUAUUGUGUUUUGGGGGCGUUUACUUUUGAGGCGUUGGAAGUAAAAAAUGAAAAACAGAUUAAAGAAGGAAUUCCACUGAUUCGAGAAAAUGUCACCAGACAUCUGUGGAACUUCACUCAGGAGAUGAAAGCUCUAGACCAAAUAAACUUCACGAUCGGAGCUAUCCAAUAUUUGAAAGAUUUUGAAAAUUCCUUGCUAGACAAAAUGAACAAGGAGGGCUGGAACGGCGAAGAGGAUCCGAAGAAAGUUCAAUGGACGCGUACUGGAGCAUUAUUUUAUUCCAUCAUAGUUAUUACAACAAUUGGCUAUGGACACAUCUCGCCGAAAACGUCGUGGGGAAAGGUCGUUACCAUAUAUCAACGCCAUCUUGGGAAUUCCAUUGAUGCUUCUCUGUUUAUCCAAUAUCGGUGAUGUCAUGGCCAGCUCUUUUAGGUUUCUGUAUUGGAGAGUGUGCUGUUAUAUGUGUCAGAAAAAACCGAAAAGAUUGAAGAGAGGGAAAUCCGUCCGUUCAGAAAGUAGGGGACCGCCAAGACCAAGAUAUGGCUCUUUUAGAGAUAGAAGGUACACCAAAGGACCAAGGCCGUUUGAAAAACGAUUUGGAGAACUAGGAGGACCUCAUUCUCAUUCGGAUACUGAGUUAAGAUAUUUAGAUGCAGUUUCACCUAGAAACCUGACCUUACCUCGUACUCGAACAAGCAGAUUCCAGAGAAAUGAUGACAAGGAGAGAAAAGUCAGCAGAACAUCUACAGUAUCUAGUCCCAAUCCACAAAAUCACGCUCCUCCUUCUACCCGUGGGUAUUCUUUAGACAGAAAGAGACCUGCGAGAGACGUAGUUAUUGAAAUGGAUCCUAUGCUACUUGACAACACUCCAAUUUUAUUCAAUAAGUAUGUUGUAGGUAAAGACGGUGGGUUUACCAGGAUGAUACCAGGUAAAGGUAUAACACCACGUCAAAUGGAAUCAGGAAAAAGAGCUCUUUCUAUGCCACCGGCAAGACGGUCUAGAAGUAUGACUAGGACACGAAAAUAUUUAGAACCUCCAGGAGUCUCGUCAAGUGAGGAAGAAGAUUUAGACUCUCUUAAGGACGAACGAGCGUCACCACGAUCAAGACCAAGAAAAGCCACGCCUUUAAGAAGAACCGGGUCUCCUAAUCGUAGUGGUCGAGCUGGACGGUCACGUUCACCAAACCCACCAAUGAGUCCAAGUCCAAGAAUGAUGACACCCUUAGGUUAUGGUCUACGAACUCAACGAUACGUAGAUGACGAUUCCGACAUAGACUUCUAUUAUAGCGACGAUCCAUAUGACACAGGAAAGCCAAGAAUACGUCCAGUACCCAUUUGGCUUUGUGUUUUUCUAGUAGUCAGCUACAUUCUCGCUGGAGCGUAUUUGUUCAUGACGUGGGAGGGCUGGGAGUAUCUGGAUUCUGCAUACUUUUGUUUUAUAACCUUAACUACCAUUGGAUUUGGCGAUUUGGUUCCAGCUAAAGAAGUUAGCCGUGAUAAUGACAGAGCUGCUAUAAGUAUAGCUCUCUGUUCGUUGUAUUUAUUGUUUGGCAUUUCUUUAUUGGCUAUGAGUUUUAACUUAGUACAAGAGGAGGUUAUUUCUAAUGUUAAAAGUGUUGCCAAAAGUUUAGGUAUUAUAAAAAGCGACUCUGAUGAUGAAAAUGAAGAUGAAUAAAUAUCAACCAAAUAAAGUAUAUAAUAAAUGUUA